Periconia digitata is the source of this 574-nucleotide messenger RNA. Lineage: Eukaryota; Fungi; Ascomycota; Dothideomycetes; Pleosporales; Periconiaceae. The record is from the annotation of a GenBank genome assembly.
CCAAAGGAUCGAAGACAUCCCGCAAAACAAGUUAUCAAAACAAACAAACUUUUCCAUAAAGAUACACGGAAUUCUCCAAAAAACCAUGGCUCUAAACUUCAACACAUCAACCGGCACCAGCCUCAUCCGCCUCCUCCCAGCCCUAACCUCAACAACCCUCCUAACCUACGCCUUCUCAGAAUCCCUCUUCCUAACCCCCUUCAUGCACCCCACCAUCCGGCCCCAAAGCAACUCCUUUCUCCCACCGUAUUUCGCGCGCUGGCUCGCCCGCGCGAAAUACGUCAUCAUCAUCGGAUACCCAGCCACUUUCCUCGCCGGAGCAGCCAACCUCCUCUCUUCCCCCGGACAAUUCGCUACUAAGCUCUACGGAACGGGGAUGUUGUUUAGCCUGGCGCAUAUUUUUGUGUUUGGGCCCAGGAUGUUGGGCUUGUUGGAGGAUAUUAAGAAGGGUGUGCCGGAGGGCGAUGUCAUGGGGAGUUUGGGCACGUGGUUGAGGAUUAAUUGGGUUAGGGCUUGGACGACGGAUUUUUUGGCUUGGGGAUGCUUUGUUGGGGCUGCUGCGGCGAGUUUGUGA